AUGGCACAAAGGUUUCAAAUAGGGUGGAUGAGGUUGAUACCUUUCCUCGGAUACCACCAUGUGCUCAUGUUACUGAUCGCAGUUGCGAUCAUUCUGCUCUCAAUGUUAUUAGCAGGUUGCUCAUCUUCAUCGCCCGUUAUACCCAACAUCUUCCUCAUAUCCCUCUACUACCAACCAUAUACCCCCGUACCAUCAACAUCACAAACGGAUUUCAACGUUCACACUGCAAUAGCCAACAUCGUCGGUGGCGCAAGAUUAUCAGCAAGAGUUGGAUUCUUCGGAAUUUGCAUCAACCCAGAUGGAGGAUCCUGGCUAUGCAGCAACAAUGCCACAGCGUUAGCGAACGAAGUGAGCGUGGAUCAAGAUCCGCUGAAUUUAAUCUGGCUUGCAAGUCAAUUUAAGGACAUGAUUGUUUUCCCAUACUUGAUCAUUGUCGCAAUAAUCUUUGCGUUCAUCUGCCUCCUGCUCCUAGCGACUUUCCCAGGAUGGCACGAAGAAGAAGACGCCUCUGGCAGCGAACGAGAAGUGAAACCAUUCCCCUCCCGACCCGUCUCCCAAAUCGCCCUCGCAAUUAUCUUCAUCUCCUCGAUAUUCAUCCUGGUCUCCGUCCUCUGGCAACAUACGGCCUCAGUCGCCGCCUCGAUAAUAGCCCAGGAUCUUGGGAAUGGAAGCGUAUUAAGUGGAGUUGGCACCACGGCGAUGGUGCUUGGGUGGUUUGGAUUCGCACUAUUAAUCAUCGUCACGAUCGGACUGUUGGUUAUGAUAUUGAGUAUCAGAGUUCUGGCGGAGACAUUUGGUUAAGCGGAAAAGUUCCAACGGGCGAACACGACGGAAGGAAUAAUUUGAUACAUUUCAGCGAGCAUGAUGAGGCCCCAUCGCCCUUGCACACCACCAAUGGGUGAUCGGACCAUCGAGUCAUUGAGGGUCGAUCGCAUCAGUUUGUGUAUAAAGAAUGACUUUGAGCAUUUGGGACGGAGUUGGGCAGACUUUUUCGGUUGGAUUUUUUUCUCUUGGAGCGAAGAUAGGAAGGGAGGAGUCGGGCUUUAUUCCGGAUGUUAAUACCUACGCAGGGGGAAGUCGAGCAGCUGAGGAGGAUCUCAGCUUGUAUGUAAUUCGCAGGCGUGGAUUUGGAGAAAACACCCCCCCCC
This is a messenger RNA of Amorphotheca resinae ATCC 22711, 1148 nucleotides long. RefSeq lists its product as hypothetical. Bases 1 to 801 code for a protein of 266 amino acids. Gene Ontology annotation, biological process: conjugation with cellular fusion. Lineage: Eukaryota; Fungi; Ascomycota; Leotiomycetes; Helotiales; Amorphothecaceae. The transcript is spliced from 4 exons. Gene Ontology annotation, cellular component: mating projection tip; membrane. The record is from RefSeq and is a predicted model, not a curated record.